UCAUGACGUCAAGUUCUAACGGAAAUGAUGAAGUUUUCAUCAUUAUCAGAUGAUCAAUCCUGUUAUCCUUUAGUUGGGUGGUUGAUUGUUGUUGGUGUCGCAAGUAGUGAAUGGGUUGUGGUCAUUGAAUAUGGUUGACAGUUGAAGAGCGACAUGAUUUCAUGUCCCUCACCAAUAAACUAUGGAUUUUAUUUUAUCUUGAUAUAUUCUUUUUUAAAUUAAUUUGAAAAAUGGAUCGAAGCUAAAUCUUAAAAAAAGAAUCUUUAUCCAUAAUCUCGAUAAGAAAAAAUUCAUAAAAAAUGGGCAACUGUUUCAGUCGCACGGCUAGCAAAAAUGUCAAGAAAGAAGUAAGUGGACAGCCUCCUGUUGAGAGAAAUAUUCUGGACAACUGUCCAUCUUCCUUGACAUCUUUGGGUGUGCAAACUCAUGAACCCUCAGUGACCAAUUUGAGAUAUGCCUCAGAUCCCACUUGUAGAAACGGACCCAGUUUACCACCAGUACCAUCAGACUCUGAUAGUUCAUCGGGCGCAGGUGCCAAAAUCUUUGUUGCCCUUUAUGAUUAUGAUGCUAGAACAGAUGAGGAUUUGAGCUUUAAAAAAGGUGAACAUUUGGAAAUUUUAAAUGAUACUCAAGGUGAUUGGUGGUUCGCUCGUUCAAAAUCUACCAAACAAGAAGGAUAUAUUCCAUCUAAUUAUGUGGCGAAACUUAAAUCAAUUGAAGCUGAACCAUGGUAUUUCGGCAAAAUCAAGAGGAUAGAAGCUGAAAAGAAACUGCUGUUACCUGAGAAUGAACAUGGAGCUUUCCUCAUUCGAGAUAGUGAGAGCAGAAGGAAUGAUUUCUCUCUGUCUGUGCGAGAUGGAGAUACUGUAAAACACUACAGAAUUCGUCAAUUGGAUGAAGGUGGUUUCUUCAUUGCUAGGAGAACCUCUUUUCGUACUUUGCAAGAACUUGUUCAGCAUUACAGUAAAGAUGCCGAUGGAUUAUGUGUUAAUUUACGAAAACCUUGCAUUCAGGUUGAAAAACCAACUACUGGUGGUUUAUCUCAUAAUACCAGAGAUCACUGGGAAAUUGAUCGAAGUUCUCUGAAUUUUGUUCGAAAAUUGGGACAAGGUCAAUUUGGAGAAGUAUGGGAAGGACUGUGGAAUAAUACAACUCCAGUUGCUAUUAAAACUUUAAAAACAGGUACAAUGGAUCCUAAAGAUUUCUUAGCUGAAGCUCAAAUAAUGAAGAAGCUAAGGCAUCCAAAAUUGGUGCAACUGUACGCUGUCUGCACAUUAGAAGAGCCCAUUUACAUUAUAACUGAGUUAAUGAAACACGGCAGUUUACUUGAAUACCUACAAGGUCUAGGAAAAGCGAGAGCUUUGAAAUUGCCUCAACUAAUUGACAUGGCUGCUCAAAUAGCAUCUGGAAUGGCAUAUCUUGAAUCUCAGAACUACAUACAUAGAGAUUUAGCUGCAAGAAAUAUUCUUGUGGGAGAUAAUAAUGUUGUGAAAAUUGCUGAUUUUGGAUUGGCUCGACUGAUAAAGGAGGAUGAAUAUGAAGCCAGAGUUGGUGCUCGGUUCCCCAUCAAAUGGACUGCUCCAGAAGCUGCAAAUUACAGCAAGUUUUCUAUCAAAUCUGAUGUCUGGUCCUUUGGUAUUCUACUCACUGAAUUAGUUACUUAUGGUCGUAUACCUUAUCCAGGUAUGACCAAUGCUGAAGUAUUGCACCAAGUUGAGCACGGUUAUCGUAUGCCAUGCCCACCUGGUUGUCCCCCUGCUUUAUAUGAGAUUAUGUUGGAGACAUGGCACAAGGACCCCAUGAAGAGACCAACAUUUGAGACCUUGCAGUGGAAACUGGAAGACUUCUUCACCUUAGAGGGUUCUGAGUAUAAGGAAGCUUCCAAUGUCUACUGAACAAAACUUCAGAAUGUUGUGUAUUCUAAUUUAUUCAUGUAUUGUUUAAUGCAUAUUUUGUUGUCAUGCACCUUUUUUUUGCAUGUGAAGUAAUUUGACAAGAUCUUUUUGCUUUAUUUCACAUUGACAGGGGAGGGGGGAACAUUCAAAAUGGGGAACUUCUCAAGAUUUUGUUUGAAUUCUAUUCAUACUUUUUUGUUACUAGCAAACAAUUUUAUUUCAAUAAAUUAAUGUGUAGAUUGCAAGA
Parasteatoda tepidariorum (common house spider) is the source of this 2142-nucleotide messenger RNA. RefSeq names its product tyrosine-protein kinase Src42A. NCBI's taxonomy places the organism in Eukaryota, Metazoa, Arthropoda, Arachnida, Araneae, Theridiidae. Gene Ontology annotation, molecular function: protein binding; protein tyrosine kinase activity; ATP binding. Gene Ontology annotation, biological process: protein phosphorylation. The record is from RefSeq and is a predicted model, not a curated record.